Messenger RNA from Fusarium verticillioides 7600, 180 nucleotides. RefSeq lists its product as hypothetical. The record is from RefSeq and is a predicted model, not a curated record. Lineage: Eukaryota; Fungi; Ascomycota; Sordariomycetes; Hypocreales; Nectriaceae. The transcript has a single exon. Bases 1 to 180 code for a protein of 59 amino acids.
AUGCCUGACGGUCGAGAUUUGGAGGUUAAGCUUGAACAAGAAGAAACAGUUCCAUCUUGGGAUGACGAGGGUCAGAGGGUGGAUGCAGACUUCCGUAGUGUGGCGGGGAAGAUGCAGCUACCCAAGUUGGUCAGGAACGCAGUUGCAGUUGAAAGAUGGAGAGGAGAGGAAGGAAGGUAG